Triplophysa dalaica is the source of this 2140-nucleotide messenger RNA. It is a transcript of the gene sh2d7, whose product is annotated as SH2 domain containing 7. Bases 60 to 1553 code for a protein of 497 amino acids. The transcript has 5 exons. The record is from RefSeq and is a predicted model, not a curated record. Lineage: Eukaryota; Metazoa; Chordata; Actinopteri; Cypriniformes; Nemacheilidae. Gene Ontology annotation, cellular component: cytoplasm.
AAUGAGAGAGUUUAAGUGAUGUGUGCUGUGUAGUUCUAUUUUGGAUUGCACACAAGGAGAUGCUCAUGAUGGAACAAAUAGAGGCAGCCAUGUACCAAAAUAUGAAGAUAACAGGGAGACUAACUAAAAAGAAAAUAGAAAAAAUAUUAGGAGGGGAAAAAGAUCCUACUAUGGACAGAGGACGGAGGGAACCCAUCAUCAAGUGGUUUGUUGACAAUCAGGCUGCGCUACUCCUGUGCGAUGGACGUUUUCCUCCCUGGUUUCAAGGCUUCAUCUCCAGACAGGAGGCAGAAGAUCAACUCAGAGACAUGAAUGUUGGCUGUUUCCUUAUUAGACUCAGUGAAAAGGGCAUUGGAUACAUUCUUUCAUACAAAGGACAUGAUCGCUGUCGCCAUUUUGUCAUAAAUCAAACCAGAACUGGCAUGCUCGUCGUCUCUGGUGAUUCCGCCACUCAUAACAGUCUCACAGAGCUGAUUGAUUACUUUAAAACCACACCCAUCCAGCCGUUCGGAGAGUACCUCACUUCGUACACCACGGAUGUUGAUUCUGUUGAAGAGGUGGAGCUAUCAGUGAUUCCUGAGCAUUUUGAAAUAUCAGAAAAUAUGCUAGAAAGGACAAGGACAAUUUUACUGUCUGUUUUCUUUCUUCAGGAUUCUAAACAGGACCUAUAUGAUGUUGUUCAAAGUAAGCCUAUCAUUAGGUUAGGAGUGAGUGUGAAGGCUCUAACAAGUUUGUGGGAACAAACUAGUGAUGGUCAUCAGGAGACAAGUUCAGUUCUGCCCCCUAAAAGUAGCCGCAAACUCACUACCUCUACUUCCUUUGAUAGAGACAGCCAUUCACAGCAGGAUAAGAAGAUUCCACCUUUGCUAAAGAAAACUGCAACACUUCGGAAUUCCUUAAGCACAGGUUAUCUUGGUCCAAAUGCUUUUCAUGAUAAACAAAUUCUCUUUGAACCAAUGACAUCUAGUAAAGGGGUUGAUGAGAAACCUCAUGGCAUAAGAAAGAGGGAUUCCAUGGACACCAAGGGUGGCAAUUCUCAAUUAAAGGGUCCUGAGAACAUUCUCCCUAUAUCUAUAGAAACAAACCCAACUCCCCAGGGUGAAUACAAUGAAAAGUCACAGUCUCUGGCAUUUAACCCCUGUGACCCUACAUCAUCUUCCCCUCCACAACUUCCACCCAAAACAGCCUCUUGCUAUUCCACUUUACUUCUAUUUAAAAAGACUCAAACUGAAGCUGAUCAGUCAACCCUGCAGCCCAAUCCACUCUAUGAGGGCUUGUGCACUAAGAAGUAUGUCCAAACUGAGUCAGAUUAUGACAAUCGCACAAAGACCAUCUGCAAAACCCUUUUAUUUGAAGACACAUUUCAAGCCAAACCUGACCAACGUGACAAUGACACCUAUGAGCACAUACUAGAGAUCCACGGAAACGGUACCUGUGAAGAUAUCCCAGCAUCAGACAAUAACACAUAUGCAAGUUUGGAGGAGAUACAACUGCACACAGUGAAGAAGAAUCACAAGUGGUGGAAAUUUCAUCCAGAAAGCAAGAAAAAGUAAUAUGAGGUGGCAUCAUGGUAUGGUAUUCUAGAUGAAUGCCCAAGUAAAAACAUAAUAAACAUAUUUGUGAUUUAAUUAUAUAUUUUAUUAUCUUUUCGUUCUAUACACUAUAUUUCAGUAAUUUAAAGGCAUAAUUUUCAUGUUGGUGUGUAUACAGUAUAUUUGGUAAAUAUCCAGCUACAUAUAAUGGAAAUUGUUAAUACAAAUUGUUAUUUUAUGUGAUCAUGAUGAAAUAUAUUUUAAAAAAUGUAUUGGAAUGAAAUGUAUUUAUAUUUAAACUGCUCUGCGCAUCUCUAUUGUUAAAGUACUUUAACCUGGAUCUUAUCAUUCUAUUUAUAUUGUGUGUACUGAAUUACAAGGCACCUUUACUCCUUUAACUUUGACAAACCAUCUAUGUAUCCAUCACACUGUAUGAUGUAACAGAUUGUCUCAACAACUCACAACACAAUACAGAGUAAUUUAAUUAAGCAUUGGGUUGAUAUACAGUAAGUGCUCUAUAUGAGGUUAGUAUUGAAUAGUCUAAUUGCAUUGUGAUGUAAUCUUGUUGUCUCUUGUUGUCUCCUUUAAAAUAAAGUACUGAGAAUACA